AUGACCAGCACUGUAAAGAAAGAGAAAAAAUGGUUCAAACCCAUGUUUGAUUUUGAUGAUGAAGAAAAACCAUCGAAGAAAAUAAAAACUGAUAUGCAAAUACAGAAGAAACAUGAAAAUAAUGAACAAGUUGUGAAUGAGGUUUCAGAGACUAAUUCUGGUGGAAAAGAAUUCAUUAUAAAGGACCAUAAACACUGGAUGAAAACAUUUGAACCAGUACAUGUUGAAGAUUUAGCUGUGCACAAUAAAAAGGUACAAGAAGUAGAAGAUUGGAUUAAAACAGUGAGCAGUAACAAUAAUAGUGAUAUGUUACUCAUGACUGGGCCGGUUGGCUGCGGGAAAACUAUAACAUUGCAAGUAUUAGCCAAAAAGUAUGGUGUUAGAAUCACUGAAUGGAUAACUCCUGUGGAUAUUGAUAUUCCUAGUGAAAAUGGUGAAUAUGAAUUCAAACAAAGGCAGUCUGUCCGAUUUCUAGACUUCUUACUAAAUGCAGCCAAUUUCACAUCUUUGUUAGAUGGUAAUAGUAAAAAAUUGGUUUUGGUAGAGGACUUCCCAAAUACUUUUAUGAGAACACCAUCAGAAUUCACAGAAGUUUUACAGCAAUAUCAGCAAAGGGCAAGGUCACCAAUAGUAUUCAUAUGCUCAGAAUCUCACACAGAUAAUAAGAAUUCAGCUUCAAAUAUCUUUACACCAAGUCUGAAAGAGCAGUUCAACAUACAUCAUAUUAGUUUCAACAGCGUAGCCCCAACAAAUUUAAGGGCAGCAUUAAAACGGGUUGCUAGUAUAAUUAGUAAGAAGCACACAGCAGUGUAUAACUGCCCAACAACAGAUGUGAUUGAAUGUGUUGUUAACUCUUCCGCUGGAGACGUGAGGUCAGCUGUAUUGAACUUGCAUUUUGCAUGUUUGAAAGGAGGAUCAAAGCAAAACAUGGACACAAGUAUAGUGCAUGGAAAAGAAUCAAAAAGUAAAACGACAAGAAAGAAAAAGACCAGUAAAUUUAUGUCUUUAGGAAAAGAUGAAUCCGUUAGCAUUUUACAUGGAGUCGGCAGAGUAUUGAAUCCAAAAGUAAUAGAAACCGACAAUGGUAGCAAAAAGUUCACACAUACUCCUGAAGAUAUAGUAGAACAAUUCAUCAGUCAACCUGUGUCUUUUGUAAAUUUUUUGGAAGAAAAUUAUCUACCUCAUUUUUCAAAUAUUGAUCAUGUAGACAAAGCUGCGUCAGCGCUCAGUGAUUCAGACUUGAUGCUGGCUGAAUGGCGAGAAAAAAUGUGUCAAGAAUAUGGUUUAUAUAAUGCAGUCGCCAGUUUGAUGCUUGCCAACAAAGCUCCUGUCUCUGCUUGGAACCCAGUGAGGGGUCCAAAAAAUAUGAAGAUACAAUAUCCAACUGUAAGAGAACUCCAAUUACUAGAAGAAAACUAUUUGUAUAAAGGAAAAAUAUUAGUUUCCGAUUACCAAACAUAUUGUAAAAUAAUAAGUAAUAAAACUGGUACCUGA
Messenger RNA from Spodoptera littoralis (African cotton leafworm), 1494 nucleotides. NCBI's taxonomy places the organism in Eukaryota, Metazoa, Arthropoda, Insecta, Lepidoptera, Noctuidae. The record is from the annotation of a GenBank genome assembly.